AUGGAUCAGGGCAGAACUGAACGAUUCCAAGCCAUCUAUCUACUUUUGGCGGCAAGUAUAAGCGCCAAGUUCGAGUUUACGAACGUUAAAUGUGUGCCGUAUGACCUAAAGUUUAACGAUUUUGAACAUUGCUAUUUGAAAUCGGUAAAUCGAACCUACAAAUAUGUGUCCUUAAAAUGCAGACUGUUUCAAACUCCAGUCACCAAAGUCAGGUUAUCUUUGUUUAAACGAUUUAAUGGCUAUAGACCCUUCAUGUAUAAUGUGUCGGUGGAUGUCUGCAAGUUCCAAUUAAAUCGGAAUGUGAACCCUAUAAUGAAAUUCUUUUAUGACGUCGUUGCGCCUUAUUCGAAUAUUAAUCACACGUGUCCCUUCAAUGAGGAUCUUGUAUUUGAAAAGUUGCCGAUUGACUUUCUAAAUCAUCGGUUCACUGAUGUUCUUCCCUUUCCCGAAGGCGAUUACCUGGUGGAAACCAACUGGAUAGCCUACGAUAUUACAAGAGCCGUAGUUAAAUUCUAUGGAACCCUUUCAUAG
Messenger RNA from Drosophila kikkawai, 531 nucleotides. NCBI's taxonomy places the organism in Eukaryota, Metazoa, Arthropoda, Insecta, Diptera, Drosophilidae. The record is from RefSeq and is a predicted model, not a curated record.